AUGAUCCUUAUAUAAAUACUAGAGACAGGGGGCUCCCAGAUAAUAACGAGCCACGAUUCUAAUUAGGAUCUUCUUCUAAAUCAUAAUUUCGCUUGACGUUGGAUCUUCGAUCCUGCGUUAACCGUGAGUAUGGAGCUGGACGAUUAUUACGAAACAAUCUACAAGAGGGACAUAUUUAUGUUCUUGUUUGGACUAGCCGCGGGUUUCAUGUUCGGCGUGGCUUUUAUGCUGGAUAACCCUUCAACCGACUACUACUCUGUCAAUCUCACCGGCAUCACCGCUUCGUCACCGACCUCGCCGCCGGCGUUCAACUUCACUCUCCACGUCGAGAACAAAGGUUUGGUGUACGAAAACUGCUUCAGCCACGGGCAAGCGGCCGUGUCGUACGCCGGCGUUGUCAUCGGAGAAGGUCCUGUGCCGGGCGUGUGCGCAGAGCCGGGAAGGAAGGGAACAGCGGAGGUGACGGCCCUGGCGCACGGCGGCGAAGGAGGAGCGCCGCUGCCGGACAGCCAGAGGAAGCGCCUCGAGGACGAGAUGCGUCGGGGAUCUGCGGAGUUUGACGUGGAAGCCAAGCUGUUCCGCGAUGGCCACAUAAGGGGCCCCGUCGUGCUGUGGUGCAAACUUGGACUGCAAGAGUUGCAGCAGCCUUCGGAUUGUAAGUCUUUCACUGAUUUGGGACGCAGGGCCAUGGAGCAAUUUUGGAUAUGAACAUGCUGCGAUCUGGCCGAUCCUACACGCGUCUGUGAAACAAAUUUUCAAUCACCAAUUAUGUAUGCUUAAUCAGUUGGGAUGUAAAGUUUAAGUUUAUCUUGAACCAUUAA
Messenger RNA from Triticum aestivum (bread wheat), 821 nucleotides. RefSeq lists its product as uncharacterized. The transcript has 2 exons. NCBI's taxonomy places the organism in Eukaryota, Viridiplantae, Streptophyta, Magnoliopsida, Poales, Poaceae. The record is from RefSeq and is a predicted model, not a curated record. The coding region runs from base 130 to 708 and encodes 192 amino acids.